AUGGAACAGGAAUUCAGAAAGGCUCUUAAUUACAUCAAAGAUACAAGCAACCCACCUCUAGAUACUAAUAAUGAGCAGAAACUAGAUUUCUACGCCUUGUUCAAACAAGCAACAGAUGGAGCACCUAAAGGCUCAGCACCUUCUAGGCUAAAAGUUGUUGAAAGAGCUAAAUUCAUGGCAUGGAAAGCGAGAGAAAAACUGACAAAGGAAGAAGCGAUGAGAGAGUAUGUUGCAUUACUGACUAAGCUUGCACCUAAAUGGAGAGAAAGAGCUAACUCUCCCCCUCCAUCCUUGAUCGAACGACUCGCCAUCGUUCGAUCAAGGAUGGGGGUUAAAAAAAAAAUUUAUAUAUAAAAUGAAAAAGAUAUAUAUAUAGAUUUUUUUUAUUUACUUUAAAUAAGAGGGUUAAGAGUAUUUAAUAAUUAUUUUUACAGCAAAAAAUUGAAUUAAUUUCAUAAAAAUACCAAUUUUUAAUAUUUUGAUUUAUUAGUUACCCUUUUUUAAACUGUAUAAAUUUUAAUUUAAAUUAAAUAUUUUUUUAAAAUUUUAAAGAAUCUCUAUUUUAUUAGAUUAUUGAGCUUUUAAGCCUAUGUUGAUGUCUAAAUCACUUCGGAUGGUUGAUUUCGCAGCUUUCUGUCGUCUCAAAGCUCUGAAAACAAACUCAUUAGGCACAUCUUCCAAAGCAUUUGAUAACUAAUAUUUUUUAUAUAUAUAAAAAAUUUGCAUGAUAUGAAAAUCGUUCGAUCAAGGAUGGGGGUUAAUUUUCCCCCAAUUUUUAGGAAUUUUUACAGUCAAUCGUUCGAUCAAGGAUGGGGGGGGAGUAAGCUUUAA
This is a messenger RNA of Blepharisma stoltei, 831 nucleotides long. The record is from the annotation of a GenBank genome assembly. Lineage: Eukaryota; Ciliophora; Heterotrichea; Heterotrichida; Blepharismidae.